Messenger RNA from Paramuricea clavata, 3997 nucleotides. The record is from the annotation of a GenBank genome assembly. NCBI's taxonomy places the organism in Eukaryota, Metazoa, Cnidaria, Anthozoa, Malacalcyonacea, Plexauridae.
CACGUUCUUCAGUCAAACAUGUCUCAUCGAGAGCUCUCGGGGCAAAGAUAUGAAAGAAUUCAUGGAGAAUUUGUCGUUAACACAAAUGUGCCAACAGCUUACCAAUGUUGUCGACGAUCGGUUUGCUCACUUGAAGAGAGAAUUGUCUGCUGAUAAUUCAGCGACGCUAGAAACCUUCGCGAACAAGAAGGCUCGCUUAGAGAAACCUCAAUUUAAGUCAAAGGGCAAUGAGCAGCAAUAUAAUCACCAGCUUGGUGUGCUGGACACAGUGGAAAGUGCUACCACAGCUCUCGAGCAUCAAGACAUCGAUAAAGCUAUCAGCUUCCUACAAGAAGGUAAAGUAGCCAUAGAAGCAAGAAUGAAGCUUAUAAAAUUAGCUGAUACGAACGACCAUGGUUGGCAAACCGUAGCUGAAUAUAUGACUAACGAGCUAGCCGAUAAUUCAGAUGACGAGAAACGGAUCGACCGCGCAGAGAAAACUGCUGAAAAGAAGGCGAAGAAAGCCAAUGCAUCCAAAACAUCAAAGUCUCGGCCGUUUCAGGGCUAUCCAAACCGUAUUCCAUAUCGUAAUUCUAUGGCCUCACGUCGACCAGUGUUCCCUGACCACAAUGGUCCAAGCGGGAAUGCAAUUGGGCCUUGUUAUAAGUUAAGUGGUGCAUCCAUGUAUAUAUCAUUGUGUUUUGCUUUAGAGUCACAAAACUACAGGUCGACAGCCGUCAUACGACUGCUUUGUUUUUACCUCGAGCGUUUAAGCAGCAAUAAACACAAAGUGCUUCAAGCAACAUGUUAUGUGUGUGUGUGUUUAUUCGAUAUAAUUAUAUUAGAUGUUUUAAUUAUCUGCGUUACGCAGUUAAGCAGAUAAUUUAUAUCUAAUUGUUUGAUAUGCAGAAUAAUGUUCUGAUAUGAAUACAUAACUAUGUUACAUUGUUAUGCCAUAGUAUAAAAGGCGUAUACACGCCUUGAUUAUUCCUCGCUGCUUACACGUUCUUCCGUCAAACUUAUUUUCUAUUUAUUAUAUUAAUGUUGAUGGUCAUAUAUGUUAUUCUAUUAUUUACAGUGUUUACAGUACGGUCACCUUCAGCGCAAUUGCAAUAUGUGUCCCCCAAGACCAGCAUCGAGCAGUUGACUAGAAGUUGAUCUGCAGUGUGAGGAGGAAGACCAGGUUGGGUUAUUCCUUUUUAGUUCUAAUAGUGACGAUGUGCAUGCGAGUUUUUGUAGUGAUAGUGUGCGUGGGUGGCUUUACAGGUGUUCAACUUACUGGCGUGAUACACUUAACGCCUCCCAGUUUGUGCAAAGUGUAGUGCUGGACGGUCAUAUGAUUCCAUUUCGGUCCAUUCCCGAGACCUGUUUUUUAGCUAACAAUAAAUCUGCCAGGGAUCAUCCUGACUUUGUCUCAGAAGCAAUUGUUAAAUUACUGAAAGGUCAAUACAUUGAGGAGCAAUCCGAACCACCCUAUUGCGUUAAUCCUUUAUCUGUUGCUAAAGGAAAGAAAUUACGUUUAGUUCUUGAUCUCCGCAACAUUAACGGGCAUUUGCUCAAGCAAUCAUUUCGAUAUGAGGAUCUUCGAUCAUUAUCUCAAUUAUUUGAACAGAAAUUUUGGUUUUUCACAUGGGAUCUUAAAUCCGGUUAUCAUCAUGUUGAUAUUUAUGUAGCACACAGAAAAUUUCUAGAAUUUUCGUGGAAUUUUAACGGGAAGUUGAGAUAUUUCAUUUUCUGUGUUUUACCUUUUGGUCUAAGUUCAGCUUGUUAUUGUUUUACAAAAUUACUUAGGCCGUUAGUGAAACGAUGGCAUAUGAUGUCCCACGCCUCUUUUGUCUAUUUAGACGACGGUAUUUCCGGUCAUAAAUGUCGUAUUGAUGCUUCUGCGGCCAGUAUCAUUCAAAAGAAAGAUUUAUCGUGUUCCGGUCUUAAAACGAAUGAGGAAAAAUGUCAUUGGGAGCCCAUGCAAAUCGGAGAAUGGCUUGGUAUGAUUAUUAACACCAUCAAUUUUGAAUUCGAAAUUCCGCCUCGGAAAAUCGAGAAAGUUAAGAAAUGCAUUCAGUACAUUUUGUCUUCCAAUCACGUUUCAUAUCGAGAACUGGCAAAAAUCGCCGGUUUCACCAAUUUAUUGUAUUUAGCUGUCGGUCCACCUGUGAGGCUUUUUUCGCGGCAACUCUUUUUCAUAAUUUCUCAGAGAGAUUCAUGGGCAGGGCAUUUGGAUAGUGUCCCACCUCUUUUUGAUGGAGGAAUUGAGAUUUUGGUUAGACAAUUUACGUUACCUAAACGGGUAUAACAUUCGGCCAAAAGUGUCUUUAGAACCUUUAACAAUCCACACUGACGCUAGUGGCGUUGGUUAUGGUGGUUAUUUUGCCUCGUUGAGGGAUGUAAAUAUACACGGACAUUGGUCCGCUGAGCAAAGUGGUAAGAGUUCCACGUUCCGGGAGUUAUUGGCUAUCCUACCUGUUUUGAAAACUUCUGUGCAACGUUUACAGCAUAAAAAGGUGAAAAUAUUUUCUGAUAGCCAGAGCGCCUGUCGCAUCGUUCAAGUCGGGAGUAGAAUUUUAGAACUCCAAAAUAUUGCAGUAGACAUUUUCAACAUUUGUUUCAUUAACGACAUUAUGAUUGAAACACAAUGGAUUCCUCGAGCAGAAAACAGGAUUGGCGAUGUGUUAAGCAAAACCAUUGAUUUAGAUGAUUGGAAGUUAAACCCAGAAUUAUUUGUUAUGCUUCAUAGAGCAUGGGGUCCUUUUACUAUUGAUAGGUUCGCCGCUAGUUACAAUACACAAUUACCAAGAUUCAAUUCACGAUUUUGGUGUCCUGAAACAGAGGCUGUUGACGCAUUUACUCAAAAUUGGUCAAACGAAACGAACUGGGUCUGUUCGCCAGUGGCUUUAAUCGUCCCCGUCAUUAGACAAAUGUCCGUUUGUAAGGCCAAAGGUACCCUUAUAGUUCCUCGUUGGCCGUCCGCUAUUUUUUGGCCAGCCAUUAAAACCAAACCUGGAAAGUUUGCUCCAUUUGUUAAGGACAGUUUAGUUUUACCAAAAAUAGCACAGAUGUGCAUUCCUGGUGAAGGGCAAUUGAUAGCCUAUCAAAAGAAACCGUCCGUUUUUACGUCCGUUUUUACAUGUUUUGACUUACUGGCUUUACGCGUAGAGUUUUAAAGCAUGAUGAUUAGGCUUGGUCUUUAGCACCGUGUCUUUUUGACAAAUUGUGGCGUUUCAAAGCAUUUUAUUUAUUUUUUAUCCUCAUGUCAUUUCGACUGAUUCGCUCCAUUUCUGGUGUGAUUGUUCUGUUUAAUAGCACUUUGCUACAGUAUUUGGUUUAUUUGCUGAUAAUGUAAAUAAUGUGUUGAUUUUCAAACACUUCAAGUUUGCAUUUUUUCAGGGGUUUUGGCCACCAAAUUUUGGUUACAAAGUCAUCUCAUCGGUCGUUCGACCUGUUCAUGUAAAAAUUAAAUUUUACAUUUGCCUUUUAACGGCAAGAUACAUUUUCGUAAAAAAAAAAAAUAAAUAAAUACAUUUUUAUUUAAUUAAUGCAGUCUUUUAGUGCUGUCAUAUCGUCGUGUGACGAAUGUAGUCUUCGAAGUUUAUAUUCUAUUAUGAUUUACUUAUUUCUAUUUAGAUGAGUUUAAAAUUGGAGUGUGGGAGGAUUUGUCCAAAAUACAGGAUCCUUCGCUUGUAUCGUUGGCUUCCUCGCUUCCUCGGGUUGUGUUGAAUGCAAAGGCUCGAAAUACGACAGUCCGCUAUGCUUACGGAUGGAAGAUCUGGUCCAAGUCUAAGAUUGGUGUUGCGUACCUUCCUGCUCAGCCUAUGUUCGUGGCGUUAUAUCUGCGUCAAUUCCUGGAUUCCGCCAAGACAACUUCACCUGUGGAUACUGCUGUGUAUAGCAUUCGUUGGGGGCAUAUUUUGGCCGGCUUACCCUCCCCGACAGAGCACCCGUUGGUUCAAUCUACCUACGAAGGCUGCCGACGAAUUCUCUCUCGACCAAGAGAACCUAAAGAUCCUGUCCAACCUUACAU